GUCUCUUAUGGAUGCGGGACUUAAGAGAGAGAGAGAGAGAGUAAGAGAGAAUCACGAUGUUUUCUUUCUUCUUCUUCUGUACGUGACACGUCGUCUUCUUCGAUUCUCUCUCUCUCUGUAGGCUGUACUACCAGCUGAGCUGGGCUGGGACUGCGGUGUAUUUCCUUUUUCUCUUUGAAGACACCCGGUGAGGAGGCGAGCGGGGAGCUAUGAAAACGUAUAUGGGUUAGCAAAAUGUCGGUUGCUCAAGAACAUGGACUCUUUCAAGCUUGAGAAAUCUUGUGUUUUUAGAUGUGGACUUUUUAAGUGGAGCUGAUCUUAAUUUUGUUUGAAGGAAGCUCUGUACGUAAAAGUAGAACAUUAAAGAAGAAGAAGAAGAAGAAGAAGAAGUGUUUCUCAUCAUGCAUUUGCCUGAGUUUUAUGGAAUGGCCUCCAAUGGGAAUCUAGAGUCUUCUUCCAAACACAAAGCUGAUUUGUCUUAUGCACCUAACAGUGAGUUAGUAGAAAUAGUAUGGGACAAUGGCCAUGUUUUAUUUCAAGGUCAAUCCAGUAGAGGCAGGAAGAACAUCCCCAAUUCCAACAGCUCUAGUAUAGUAGGAACAUCAAAGUUGGGGAAGUUCGGAUUUCUCAAUGAUUUCCAGACGUCUGCUCCUCCUGUUCUGGUCGAAACAGAAGAAGAAGAAGAAGAAGACAUGGUACCUUGGUUGAAUUAUCCUAUCGAUGACUUAUUGCCCGAGAUAUCUGGUGUAACGGGUAAUGAACUCGCCCUCAACCAUAAUAGUUUUGUGUCUGUUAAUAAGAGUAACGACCCCCCUAGGAUUUCGUUUCAUCAAGGCCAGACCUCCUCCAGGGAUUCCUUUCGUGAUCAAGAUUCAGUUGGGGGAUUAUCUAACGGUAAUGUGAAGGUUCAGAAUAACUUUGGUUUCUUUAACUUCUCCCAUUUUGCAAGACCUGGAGCAGUUGGCCGAGCCAAUAUCGAAAAUAUUGUUGGAGACUCCGUUGGGAAGGGAAAAGAAUCUGUAAUAUUGGGUGGCCAAACUAACCUGUCUGAGGCGGUUCUUCAGGAAGUCGUGGCUAAAAACGACAAGCAUUCAGGUCGAGCAUUUGAAGCAGGCGUUUCUAAAGGCGUGCAAGAUAUUGAGAAAACUGUUGAGCCAACAGUUGCUGCUUCUUCUGUUUGUUCUGUUAGUAGUGCAGAACGAGCUUCUAACAAUUCAAUGCCCAAUUUGAAGAGAAAGCGUCACGAAACUGAUGAAUCGGAGGAGGGUCGAAGUGAUGAUGUGGAGGAAGAAUCGGUUGGUGUUCGAAAAGGAGCUCCUGCUAGAGGAGGAGGAGGAUGUAUGGGUUCCAAACGAAGCCGAGCAGCCGAGGUUCAUAAUUUAUCCGAAAGGAGACGCAGAGAUCGGAUAAACGAAAAGAUGCGUGCUUUGCAAGAACUCAUACCUAAUUGUAAUAAGGUGGACAAAGCUUCUAUGCUCGACGAAGCAAUCGAGUACCUAAAGACUCUUCAACUUCAAGUUCAGAUUAUGUCUAUGGGAGCGGGGUUAUACAUGCCACAAAUGAUGUUUCCGGCAGGGAUGCAACCCUUCCAUGGUACUCAUUUCUCGCCAAUGGGAAUGGGAAUGGGAUUUGGACAACACCACCACCAACAAUACCCUUUCAUGCAAGGAGCUGCACAUUUCCCCUUUGCACGCCCAUCGUCCUUUUCAACAGCUACUAACGGUUUUCAAAUGUUUGGCCAUCCGCCCAGUCAAGGACAUCACCCUAUGUCAGGACCAUGUCCUCCACCUCUAGGGAUGCCUACAGUUGCAGGACCUGGUUCAUCAACCCCAUUGACGGUUCCCCUGGAUGUUUCUAAUUCUCCUUCGUCUAAUCAGGUAAUUAUUACUAACGGUGUUGGUGGUGGUGGUUCGGAACUAUCAGCUUUGGCGCAUAAGAAAGAUCCAACGGCCGAUGUUGGGGUGGGAAGUCGACAUGAUCAUCAACAAUGAGCUUGAAGCAGCAGCCGCAGAUUGAGCCAACCUGACGAAAACCGAAGCACAGAUGUGCACAACAUCUUUAAAUCUGUUAUAUAUGUUAUAAUGAAAACUGAAUAAUCAUAAUAACGUAUGUAUAUUCAAAUCUAAAUCCUAAGUACUUGGAUAUGAACAAGUAACAUAAAAAAAUAGCUAUUUUUUCUGUUCUUGGCAGAUA
This is a messenger RNA of Impatiens glandulifera, 2193 nucleotides long. RefSeq names its product transcription factor PIF3-like. Bases 402 to 1991 code for a protein of 529 amino acids. NCBI's taxonomy places the organism in Eukaryota, Viridiplantae, Streptophyta, Magnoliopsida, Ericales, Balsaminaceae. The transcript is spliced from 8 exons. Gene Ontology annotation, biological process: regulation of DNA-templated transcription. The record is from RefSeq and is a predicted model, not a curated record. Gene Ontology annotation, molecular function: protein dimerization activity; DNA-binding transcription factor activity.